UCUCCUCCCGACCUUGAUCCCGUCUCGUCCUGAUCCCAUCCCAUGCCCUCCCCUCUACGGGCUGUCCCCAUCCCGUCCCGUUCCCGUCCCACCUCCUCCACGUUCUACCCCAUCCCAUUCUGAUCCCAUCCCCUCGUCAUGUCCUCUUCCCACCUCAUCCCACCCCAUUCCCAUCCCACCCUGGCCCCCCCCAUCCAAUUCUGAUCCCAUCCCCUCCCCAUCACAUCCCACACUGUCCCCAUCCCAUUCCAUUUCUAUCCCAUGUUGUUCCCAUCCCAUCCUACCCUGAUCCCAUCCUCCCCAUCACAUCCCAUCCCCAACCCCAUCCCAUCCUCCACAUCCCCACCCCCCAUCCCGAUGCUAUCCUGCCCCGUCCGUGUACCAUCCUGCCCUGCCCCAUACCACACCACCUUGAUCCCACCCCACUGUCCCCACCUUACACCAUCCUACCCCCCUAUCCUGAUCCCAUCCCACUCUGACUCCCUGCCCUCAUCCCCCAGCUCCCUGCCCUAGGGGGAGUUCCCCCCAUCUCCCUGCUCCCCAAGAAGGGCAGACCUGGCACCCCCUCCCCAGAACACCCUUCUCCCACCCCACCAGCUGCAGCUGGGGUGGCUGCCUCAUCCCACCCAUCUGUGGGCACUUAAGAGCCAGGGCUGGCUGGGGGGAGCCUGGGCUAGCCAGUAUGGCUACUGGGGAACAGCGCAGGCAAGAGGAGCGGCAGCGCCGGCGGCGAAGGGUUCAGCAGCAAGAGAUGCUCCUGGCAGAGAGCCUGGGCAAGCACCCCCUGCAGAACAGGUGGGCACUGUGGUUCUUCAAGAAUGACAAGAGCAAGAUGUGGCAGGCAAACCUGCGCCUUGUCACCAAGUUCAGCACUGUGGAGGACUUCUGGGCGCUGUACAGCCACAUCCAGCUCGCCAGCAAGCUGACAUCUGGCUGCGACUACUCCCUCUUCAAGGAUGGCAUCGAGCCCAUGUGGGAGGACAGCCAGAACAAGCGUGGUGGGCGCUGGCUCAUCACCCUGGCCAAACAGCAGCGGCACACUGAGCUGGACCGUUUCUGGCUGGAGACGGUGAGUGUGGCCCCGCUCGGGCUGGUCUGCAGGGUCCUGGCAGUGGUGUUUCCCCCUGCCACAGCACCGAGCCCCAGUGGGCAUUGUCCUGAGCUCCCCUUCUCCUGGCAGCUGCUAUGCCUCAUUGGGGAGAUGUUUGAUGAGUACAGCGACGAGGUGUGCGGGGCCGUCAUCAACAUCCGUGCCAAGGGGGACAAGAUUGCCAUCUGGACCCGGGAAGCGGAGAACCGGGAAGGAGUCACCCACAUCGGGCGCGUCUACAAGGAGCACCUGGGCUUGUCGCAGAAGGUGGCCAUUGGGUACCAGGCCCAUGCAGACACGGCCACCAAGAGCAGCUCCCUCACCAAGACCAAGUUUGUAGUGUGACUGCAGGAGCGGGAUGCUGCCUGUGGAGUCCCCCUCUCCCAUCCCACAAUGAAUGGCUGCAGCUGAGCACAGUCUGUGUGUCCAGGGCUGGGC
Molecule: messenger RNA, 1528 nt
Organism: Harpia harpyja (harpy eagle)
Lineage: Eukaryota; Metazoa; Chordata; Aves; Accipitriformes; Accipitridae
Gene: EIF4E1B
Product: eukaryotic translation initiation factor 4E family member 1B
Exons: 6
Coding region: 683-1435 (250 amino acids)
Biological process (GO): translational initiation
Cellular component (GO): eukaryotic translation initiation factor 4F complex; cytoplasm
Molecular function (GO): RNA 7-methylguanosine cap binding; translation initiation factor activity
Source: RefSeq, a predicted model, not a curated record